Molecule: messenger RNA, 1369 nt
Organism: Trifolium pratense (red clover)
Lineage: Eukaryota; Viridiplantae; Streptophyta; Magnoliopsida; Fabales; Fabaceae
Product: PLASTID TRANSCRIPTIONALLY ACTIVE protein 6, chloroplastic
Exons: 6
Coding region: 90-1058 (322 amino acids)
Cellular component (GO): plastid-encoded plastid RNA polymerase complex
Source: RefSeq, a predicted model, not a curated record
AAUAGUUUGAAUUUUUAAAAAUUAAAUAUAGCAAAAAGGAAGUGUUAUCCUCUCUCUUCUUCUUCUUCUUCUUUCUCUUCACCGAAUGAAUGAAAGCUAUGUCCAUUUCUACUACAUCAUUCCUCUUCCUCUCACCACCACCACCACUACCUCCUCUUUCCAGACUUUCACAACCCUCUUUCCUCCCUACUUUCAAACCCAAACCUCUCUUCCUCCGGUCCCCAUCUACCUCCUCUAGACGCAACCCAUUCUUAACCCGCGCCGACGACGGUGACGACGUCGACUUCGCCGGCCCCGACGAAUAUGAAAUGGAAGACGACGAAAUCGAAGAGGUUGACAACAAGAAGGAUUUCGACAUUGAGUACGAGCGCGCCGGAGACGACGAUAUUUCGGCGGUGCAGAGUAUGAACUUUGUUUCUACACAGGGUUGGGACCCUGAUAGUCUCGUUGAUUAUAGAAUUAACGAAGAUGAGUUUCAUAAGAUUAGUUUGUUAGAUUGUGAUUUCUUCAUACGAAAACCUCCUGAUCCUGAUAAUGAUGUUUAUGAUUUCAGAGAGAUGUAUGUUACUCCUCCUGAUACAGAUGUUUAUUCAAUCCCUAAGGUGCUUGCACCAAUGCCUCAGAAGUACAUUAGAUGUGCGCAAAGUGAUUUUGGAUGCGACAAUGUUACAGAGCCACCUGUUGAAGCACGCCGAGAUCCUCUGUAUAAAUAUGAGAGGGAAAUUGAGAAGGUAUUCUUGACAAAACACUACAAAAAUCGGAGGCUAGGAGAUCCUGAGUUUGUCUUGGAUUUUGAGGAGAUUUAUGUUAUUGACUCCAAAACUAAGUCGAUCACCAGAGCCAAAGUUCUGGUAACAGCUCCUGGAGGGAGAAGUAGAGAUAGAAAGAGCGACUUGCUUGUUAUAGCUGAUAAGGCGAACUCCUUCAAAAUAAUACACGUGAGUGAGAAAGAUGAUCCAACAGCUGUCAUAGAAAGACGAGACUGGGCCCGAACCAGAGAAGAAAUGGAAAGGCAUCUUAGCAAGCUAAGAGACUUCAGCAAUUCAAAUUGGUUUUGAUUUAUAAGUACGUACUCAAGCACGGCCUCAUGAAUCAUGAUUGUGCCCAGCAUGAUAGGUAGUUCGAUCUAACCCGUCACACGUUUAUACAGGCAAUUCGAUUCAACCUUCCAUUUUUGACAGUGUGUGCAAGUUACUGGAUCUUAUGUAUAUUCUGUUGUAUUUUGUUAGAGAUGCAGCUAUUGAAAUCCAAUGAUCUAUGAUAGUUAACUUACAGUUGAAUAGUCACUGUUUGGAUGUAUAACCAUGAAUUUUAAUUCAAGGCAUUACCAAAAAUCUAUGAGUGAAGAGUUUAAUAUUUUUGUAUUUUC